Molecule: messenger RNA, 1343 nt
Organism: Nothoprocta perdicaria
Lineage: Eukaryota; Metazoa; Chordata; Aves; Tinamiformes; Tinamidae
Gene: PCYT1B
Product: phosphate cytidylyltransferase 1, choline, beta
Exons: 9
Coding region: 178-1209 (343 amino acids)
Biological process (GO): CDP-choline pathway
Molecular function (GO): choline-phosphate cytidylyltransferase activity; phosphatidylcholine binding
Source: RefSeq, a predicted model, not a curated record
AGCCAAACGCCGCUCCGUUUUGGCGCACCGCGGCCACCACGGCACGGCACGGGCAAGGCUGGCUUUGGACGCGGCGAGGGGCCAUAGAAUGAAGCCGCCCCGCAGCCCUGCGGCUCUAUAGCGCAGGUUAAGCCAGGUAUCCCGAAAUCCCCCUCUGAUGAGCGGCGCUGCGAGGCCAUGGAGGAGCUGGAGCACACGUGUCCGCAGCCUCGCCUGACUCUGACGGCCCCGGCUCCGUUUGCGGACGAGACCAGCUGCCAGUGCCAGGCGCCCCACGAGAAGCUCACGGUGGCGCAGGCCCGCCUGGGCACCCCAGUUGACAGACCCGUCAGAGUGUAUGCAGAUGGGAUAUUUGACCUCUUCCAUUCUGGCCACGCUAGAGCUCUUAUGCAAGCUAAAACUCUAUUCCCAAAUAGCUACUUAUUAGUAGGAGUUUGCAGCGAUGAUUUAACUCAUAAAUUCAAAGGCUUCACUGUGAUGAAUGAAACGGAGCGGUACGAAGCCCUCAGACACUGUCGCUAUGUAGACGAGGUCAUCAGGGAUGCGCCCUGGACGCUGACACCCGAGUUCCUUGAAAAGCACAAGAUUGACUUUGUAGCCCAUGAUGAUAUCCCGUACUCCUCCGCUGGCUCGGAUGAUGUGUACAAACAUAUAAAAGAGGCAGGAAUGUUCGUUCCCACACAGAGAACGGAAGGGAUCUCGACAUCGGACAUCAUCACACGGAUCGUGCGGGAUUACGACGUCUAUGCCCGGCGCAACCUGCAGCGGGGAUACACGGCCAAGGAGCUGAACGUUAGUUUCAUAAAUGAGAAGAAAUACCGCUUUCAAAACCAAGUGGACAAAAUGAAGGAGAAAGUCAAGAACGUAGAGGAAAAAUCAAAAGAAUUUGUUAACAAGGUGGAGGAGAAGAGCCAUGACCUCAUUCAGAAAUGGGAAGAAAAGUCCCGGGAAUUUAUUGGCAACUUUUUAGAGCUGUUUGGACCGGAUGGAGCUUGGAAGCAGAUGUUCCAGGAGCGAAGCGGGCGGAUGCUCCAGGCUUUCUCCCCCCGGCAGAGCCCCACCGGCAGCCCCACGCGAGGCCGCUCGCCCUCCCGCUCUCCGUCUCCUCCUUUUCCCUGGCUCUUCAAUAAAGCCUCUCCUCCCUCCUCUCCGAAAGCUGCCUCCGCCUCCCUCAGCAGCAUGAGCGAGGGCGACGAGGACGAGAAGUAACGGGAAGAUUUAUUUUUUAACCGUGGGACAGAAGAACAAGCUGUGGACUCGAGCGCCGGACGGGGAGCGGAGGCGUGAGGAACAUCUGGGGCAGCUGGCAGCCAGGAAGGCGCUCGGGGAGACGCUGUCACAGC